AUUGUUGCUGUGGUUGGAGGAAUGGCACCUCAAAAACAACAGAGACUUUUAAACAAGUGUCCUGAGAUAAUAGUAGCCACCCCAGGAAGACUGUGGGAUUUGAUUUCAGAGCAAUACUCUUUGCAUUUUACAUUUUUAGUGUCGCUGAUGGACAAAGUUGGGCUGCAGAAGAACAGUUGUAGUAAAAUUAUCGAUGUUACCAACAAGAGAGGAACCGUAGAAAGCCUGACAGAAGCAAAGAUCUCAUGUGUAAUUGAAGAGAAGGACCUAUAUCUCUACUAUUUCCUUUCCCGGUACCCAGGCCGUACUUUGGUUUUCUCCAACACCGUGGACUGUGUGAGGAGACUGGGCUCUUUGUUUAGGCUACUGGACUUUGACCCGUGGGUUCUUCACGCCAGCAUGCAACAAAGGCAAAGAUUAAAGAAUUUAGACAGAUUUAAGCAAAGUGCGAGUGGCUUACUUCUGGCUACAGAUGUGGCCGCGAGAGGUUUGGACAUACCAGCUGUUGAGCAUGUAAUUCACUAUCAAGUCCCGAAGGACCCUGAUCUUUACAUUCACCGCAGUGGACGGACAGCUAGAGCGAGCAGGGAAGGUCUGAGUGUCGUUCUUGUUGGCCCAGAAGAAAUGGGAUCAUACAAGAAAAUUAUGAAGACGCUUAAUGGAGGAAACGAGCUAGACUCCUUUCCAGUUGAUGUGUCUUUUAUGUCCUCCAUUAGGAAAAGAAUUUCUCUCGCCAAGCAAAUUGACAAAGAAGAACACAAAUUUAGGCGCAAAAAGUCAAGUAAUGACUGGAUACUUGCCUCUGCCAAAGCCAUGGACAUUGAAGUUGACGAAGAUUUACUGGAAGAUCUCGGAGAUCAGGGAGAAAGGAAAGAGCGACAAGUAAAGCUGAAGCAAUUGAAAGCGGAACUUACUGGUUUGCUGAAGACACCUCUGAUUCCUGCUGGUUUUAGUGGAAAGUACCCGACUAAAACUGGAUCCCUUAUAAUGCCAGGGAUCAAAGCCGACACGAAUUUGGAAGAUAAUGAAAAAGUGGCUGUUGAAGAUGUAAGAAGAAAGAAAAGAAACAAGAAAAGCAAAACGUAACUUGCAUUCUUCAAACGAGGUCGACAACUGAUCGUGAAAGAAGAAGGGAGAUUAAAAACACGAAAUGGAGAAAGAUUCUUACUUGUAACAACUGGACUGGAAGAGAAAGAGUUGAUUUGAGCAAGGUUGACUAGUCAGUGGUAGAAUAAACUAAAAUCUCGUCUUAAAGUCUUUGACCCCGAUGCUAUAUGAAUACAAUGUAACUUGAAGCAAUGGCGUUCAUACAUCUUCGGGACACCACCCUUCAGACUCGCGGUAUAAUACGACUGGACAAAGCAACUAGUCACAGUCUGACAACACAUGUCCACUUUGCGCAUUUUCUUGAUUUGUGAUUUGAAUUGAUUUACAGAUGUUUUGUUCUUUACUCAGUGGCCCGAAUUUAAAAGUUAGGAUUGUUUCAGUCACAUAUUGCCGUUGGUCAUAUGAAGGUUUCAAGAAUGGGUCGGAAAGGAACUGAAAACGCUGUUUUAAAGGGAAAUCAUUUUUCACAUGCUUGACAAAUGUUGUCCACAAACCUUUCGCUAGUUCAUAUAUAUAAAAAAAAUUUUAAAAAAAUAUGUAGAUGUGUAGUAAGCAGGAGAUUCAGUAAAAGCCGGUCUACCGCCGUUUGUUGAGCAGGGUCUCGUGUUUAGGUUUCACCUUACGCCUUUUCUGGCACAUUCGCUUAUUACAUCAUCGGCAGCUACUUAAAUGUAUUGAGACCCCAGAAUGUGAGAGAAAUCGUUGGAAGGCUGUACGAAGAUUUUAAUAUUAAGAGGGCCAAACUACA
This is a messenger RNA of Pocillopora verrucosa, 1855 nucleotides long. Lineage: Eukaryota; Metazoa; Cnidaria; Anthozoa; Scleractinia; Pocilloporidae. The record is from RefSeq and is a predicted model, not a curated record.